Molecule: messenger RNA, 550 nt
Organism: Closterium sp. Naga37s-1
Lineage: Eukaryota; Viridiplantae; Streptophyta; Zygnematophyceae; Desmidiales; Closteriaceae
Source: the annotation of a GenBank genome assembly
AUGCAGUUGAAGCGGAAGCAGGCGGAGCAGGAGGAGCAGGAGGAGGGGAAGCGCAAGGAGCAGGCCGAGGCGCACCUGUUCACGGUGAUCAAGGUGUCGCGAGACAAGGACCUGUGGGAGCAGAUCGGCAGCGACCUCAUCUUUGACCUCGUGGACCACGAGCACGUGACAAGUUUCCGCUUGCCGAACCAGAUGUGCUUUGUGGACUUCCAGAGGGAGGUGGAGUGGGAGGUUGGCGUUCCGGUGGCAGGGCAGCGGUUUUGGCUGUGGGCGCAUCAGCAGAACCACACGUACCGCCCCAACCGACCGCUUAAUCCCGUGGAAGAGGGCAUGACGACGGGGCAGCUGAGGGAAUCAGUGUGCGGGCCACAUGCAAUGGACCUUCGUCUGCUCUCCCAAUCUUUUCCAAUUCCUUUCUCCCCGUAUCCUCCCGCCCCCUCCCCUCGUCCCACCCGUCCUCCCCUUUCAGGUGCGACAGCUGAGGGACUCAGUGAGCAGGGCACACCGCACGGACCUGCGUCUGUUCCUAGAAGGCUCGCCAACCCCCCCU